CAUCAAUCAGAUAAAUGCAAUGAAUGCACUGCAUUUUCUUUUCUCUGAUUGUGAAAGGGACAAUAAAAAGCAAAGACAUUGAACAUUCACUGUUUCCAGUGUAAUCCACGGUUUAUAGGCUUAACACCCGCAUCAUAUGACCGCUUUCAUCUGCUGUUACAUAACCACCGACACACGGCCAGGAGCCAGUGUGACACAGCUGCCAGAAGAUGGCAACCUCCUCCACAUGGUGAAAUAAAUAAAUAAAUAAGUAUGGCAUGCAGGAAUAUAUAUUCUGCAAUGAGGACAAGCAGAAAAAUCCCCGGAUUGGACCGUAAACAACAAGCAUGAGCGAGUCUGUGAGACAGCUGACAGAUUGAGGUUUGCGUGGAUUCUGCUGCUUCAGGGACACGGAUCAGGAUUGUGUUUUUGGGCGUUGAUGUCCACACGACAGACUGGGAGACAACAUCCAGUGGGGAUAGAGCAAGGAGUGCCCAUUGAAUUCUGCGUGUAAGAGAAAAGAGGAAUAGCACGAUAAAGCUCACAUGAAUGUGGCUGGACUGCAGAAAACGAGAGCAUCGUCAUCCAAAGUCCAGCCUUCUUAGACCUUACUGGACAUUUCAAAUCUCCCUUUUUCUUGACCGCCCUAGAGAGGCGAUGGAGGAUUAAAUCACGUGCUCUGUCAAGAGUGAUCAUAAACCAAACCUGCAGAGACCCCAUUCCCCAGCGCCGGAAUCAUUGAAUACUUUGUAGGAUCUCAUAGGAUAUACUCAAACUUUCCCAAGCAGUUUGCUUAUCUCCCUCAGAGGAAUCGCUCUGAUAAAAACAGGAACAAUUAAUGCUCUUCCUGUGAAGGCCUGAAAAAGAGCCAGAGCCCACUGGAGGGUCUCCGAGGAGCUUUUUGGGGAGUCUUGACUCGGAUGAGAAGAUUGCUGUAGUCACGGAGGCGAUGGGCAACAAGAACACCACUCCGCCUAAAGGUCCCAGUUCUGGCACCACACAGAGGGAGGAAGGAGUGUGCAUGGACAGCACCACAGGAAGUGUCUCUGGAGAUGGACCGCCAGGCCCCAGCCCAGAACUGCUUGCCUCCCUGCAGUCCCUCAGAGAAAACACUGACUACACACUGCUGCCACACUCCCUGCACCAGAUCGCAGAGGCCUACUCGCACAAAGAGGAAUACCAGUGGGCCAUCCAGUUCCUGCAGCUGGAGAAGAUGUACCAUGAACGUCUGCUGUCCAACCUCGACACCUUGCAGGAGAACUGGGAAAGCCAGCUGAGGGAGAAGAAGAACACUGGAAGCAGUUUGCCUGCUGAGACAGACUUCAUCAGUCAGAAACACAUUGAGACCCUGAGCCAGAUCUGCAGGACACACCUCAGACCCUCGGUCAGUGUGGAAGAGAACAUGCUGAAUACCACGUUGACAGAUGCUCAGAGCAAAAAGGAGGCACUACAAUCCUGCCAUGAUAACGUCAAAAAGCUGGAAACAACACAACAGGAUGAAGGAAAAGAUCUCAGCACAAAGGGCUCGGAUUCAGAACUUCCCUCUCAUCAGGACGGACAUGAGGAGGAGAAGGAGGAGGGAGGAGGAGAGGAAGAAAUGUAUGAGGAAGGACACAGAGUAGAUGAAGAGGAGGAGACAUGUGAGGAGACACCAGAGGAGGAGGAAGUGAAGGUGGAGUGGCCGACAGGAGUCCCCCAGGCUUCAGACAAGGACCUGGCAAAGCUGUCCCACACAGAGGGGAGCUCUGCUCCAGAUGGCCUGGUCUCCAUUCUGAAGAGGAGGAGAGCCUCUCUGGAUGGAUUGCCUCCUUCCAGUGACAUUGUCACCAAACAGAACUCCAAACGUAAAGUUCGCUUCAGUGAGCCCGAAGACGGCACUGAGCAAGAUGAGGUCGGUGGAGAUUCCUGCCUGAUCCUGCUGCUGCUGUGCCUGGUAACAGUGGUGAUCAGUAUAGGUGGAACUGCUCUGUACUGCACCCUGGUGGACACUUACUCCAACAUUUGUACCGACUUCACCCAAAAUGUUGACUUCUACGUUAUGAACGUGCGGAGGUUCUUUGAUGGUCUCAGACACUGGUUUCCUCUACGGACUUAGGCCUUUUCCCCUGCACUCCAGAUGCCAGUACUGUGACUUGCAGUGUGAAACAAAGAGCAAGGAUGAGCACAACUCCAAUUUGCAGUUUGAGUUCACUGUGACUGCCAUCAGACCCACGGGCAUAAAUCUGCUGCUGCCAUCCAGAGUGUUCAAAGCUUUGAUUUCAUCAUUCUGAAGCUUGGGUCCUUUGGCUCACAUCAGUUCCUGAUUUUUGAAUGACUGAUGGAGACUCGAAGCACCACCUAACAGCACACUGUUAGAAGCCUGCACGUUGAGGGAUCAGGAUCUGAAAUCCCUUGUUUACAACAGCUUGUGUUGAUUUCUCAUCCUUCGCUGAACCUUAAAGACACUACACAGUAGGGCUCACGACAACAUUUACAAUCUGUGUCUCGUGAUUUCUCACAUUUGUAGCAGUCCUAGAUGUGUGCACAUUUGUAUUUUUCUCCAGAAGCUUUCUUGUUCUUGCUGUUUUAUACUGACAGAAAGAAGCUGUGUUUGGACUCAGUAGAACUGUAUGUUUGUGUGUUGUUUUAACUUUUUAUUGUCCCAGACUUUGAUUUUAUUUCCUUUUAAAUUCACAAUAACAUUAGCUUUCUUUCUGAUGGCCUAUCCCUGUUGAAUGAAUGAACUCUGGGCCUGUACAGUCACACCAGACACAUUGUACAGCAUGACUUUAAGGAUUUAUAUUGUUUUGAAACCCCCAGAUUUCAGAUACAGACAAGCCUUUAUGAUCCGUUUGUUUACCUUAAAGUGGUUGCUCUCAACAUUCCUCUGAUCCUUUUAAUAUGAGCAGUGUAAAGAGACGCAUUGUACUGUGUGUGAUAUCAGUAUGUGUUCUAAGUGCCCAUUAAAUACAAACAGCAUCAUAAAACAGUCUGCAUGAAUGAUGCUGCGUGUAAAGAAACAAGGACAGUGUGGCUCUUGGUAUGGAAAUAGAAGUGAACCACCUUCAAACCAUACAUUUCAGAGUAGUGAUCAUGGUUAUCAGUAUGCAGUACUGUCAGUGUGCUCCACAAGCUCAGGCACUUACCCUGUGUUUCUACUUCUGGUGCUCAAUGUUGUCGUGUUCAUGAGGUCUAAUUUCCUGCUCUACUCCCAGAUUAUUAUGAUUGAAUCUAUUUCUUUCAGUAGUGUGCAAACAGCCACACAAUGAUAGUAUCAACACAAUGCAGACAGAGGAUACAUAUAGAUUGUGUGACACUAUAUCAAAUACAGAAAAUAUAGAUUGUGUGACACUAUAUCAAAUACAGAAAAUCAGAUACACAGAUGGAAACAAAAAAUGAAGAGGAAAUAUUGAAUACUGCUAAUAGAAAGUUUUUCUAUAAUUCUAAGAGCACUAAAACAAUUAAGUUAAAUGCUAAAUUAAGAUGCUACAUUUGUCUUCACUGGAAGUUAAAUAUUCUGUGUACAUGGGUAACACUGUUUUGGUAUCAUUUAGUCCAAAAGCAGAGCUUUAUGAAGUAACAGUUGUGUUUCCUGGCUGGGACAAGUAACACAACAGAAACAAAAUUAUAUUUUUGACAAAGAAAAAUGAAAUUUGUUCCUGCAUGUUCCUUUUUUCCAUCACCUUGUCUUGAUGUUUUUACAAAUUUGAAACAGUUUAUAGCUCUCCUUCUGAUUUCCUAAUGUUUGAAAAAUGAUGAAUACUUCUCCUGUCUUUUCACUGUGGAUUUUGCAUCGUGAAGUCCACCUUUUUGUGAUACAAUAUUUAUGUUGAGUCAUGUCCACCAGAGAACACCAAAAUAAAUAAAUUAUGAAACAUC
Molecule: messenger RNA, 3837 nt
Organism: Notolabrus celidotus (New Zealand spotty)
Lineage: Eukaryota; Metazoa; Chordata; Actinopteri; Labriformes; Labridae
Gene: cnstb
Product: consortin, connexin sorting protein b
Exons: 11
Coding region: 929-2074 (381 amino acids)
Biological process (GO): positive regulation of Golgi to plasma membrane protein transport
Cellular component (GO): plasma membrane; transport vesicle; trans-Golgi network
Molecular function (GO): connexin binding
Source: RefSeq, a predicted model, not a curated record